GCGAGUGUAGCGAUGCGAGCCUUUGCACCACCAAUGUCAUAGAGUAUGAGAAGGAGAACGAAUUGGCGAAGUAUGGAAUGAAAACAGGCAAGUUUGCAGCAAAAGCUGCAUCAGACAUCCUCAAGGAGAUUCUCAAGAGUGCCAAGGCUAUUGCUCUCAGGGGCACUGUUGCUUUUGCGUUCGUGGGCGCUUUCAUCAGUGCAUUCUUUCCCAGCGCAGGUGGGCUUCCAGAAAAUCCCUGCACCUUUGCUGAAGAUUGGGGCCGCUGCGUUUGGGAACAGGUGAAGCCCUUUGUUCAAGAAUUCGUGAGCGACAAAUUGGAUGAAGCUUUCGCGGACAUCUGGACAGCGACCUUUCAGGGAUAUCAGACCCGAUUGUGGGCGUUGAAUGCAACAGCCUACAAGAACUCGAAAAAGUUCCCCAAUGGCACCAUCAAACACAUGUCAAACAAGACCAGAGAUCGAAUGCACGAUGACCUCAAAGCAGUGCAUGAUGCGAUGCUGGGGAGGUCUUUCUGGUGGACCGUGCGAUCAAAACCACAGCUGGAGCCUACUUGUCCCAGUUUGCGUCGUUGCAUGUGA
Messenger RNA from Durusdinium trenchii, 581 nucleotides. The record is from the annotation of a GenBank genome assembly. Lineage: Eukaryota; Dinophyceae; Suessiales; Symbiodiniaceae.